AUGUCCGUUUCAUUCGAUUUCACAGGGAAAAAGAUUCUGGUAACCGGCGGGAGUCAAGGCAUUGGUUUGGACAUUUCCAAGCGUUUGGCCAAAUCGGGAGCCCGUGUCUACGCUUUGGCGAGGAAUGAGACUGCUUUAAAAGCACUCGUCGAUGAGUUCCCUACCGUCACCCCGAUCGUUUGUGAUGUUUCGGCGAAGAGUGCAGUGAUCGAGAAAGCGCUUAAACCGCAUCAUCCAUUCGACGGCCUUGUCAACAAUGCUGGAAUCGCCAUCCUUCAGCCAGCGCUCGACGCUGAUCAGGAAAGCAUUGAUAAAAUUCUCACCGUGAAUCUCCGUGCACCAAUCGUUCUCGCAGGCAUUAUCGCCAAAGAGAUGAUCUCAAACGGGGUGAAGGGUUCAAUUGUGAACAUGUCAUCCCAAGCCUCACUUCGUCCAAUCGACGAUCACAUUGCGUACUGCAGUUCAAAAGCCGGCCUCGACAUGGCCACCCGGGUGAUGGCUCGUGAAUGGGGAAAAUCAGGGAUCCGCGUGAAUACCGUCAAUCCGACUGUCGUUUUGACUGAAAUGGGCAAAAAGAAUUGGAGUGACAAGGACAAAGCGGGUCCACUUCUUCAACAAAUUCCAUUGGGGCAUUUUGCAGAACCAAACGAUGUCACCUCUUCGGUUCUUUUCCUUCUCAGCGAUUCCUCGUCACUCACCACCGGUUCAGCGCUUCCUGUUGAUGGAGGAUAUUCGGCUAAU
Molecule: messenger RNA, 741 nt
Organism: Mesorhabditis belari
Lineage: Eukaryota; Metazoa; Nematoda; Chromadorea; Rhabditida; Rhabditidae
Source: the annotation of a GenBank genome assembly